AUGUACAAUUGUUGGGAUGUCGGAUGUAGUUAUCGGGAUAUUGGACAUCACCGUAUUUACUCCUACGAUUUGCUCUUGGGAUUAACGAAUGAAUGGUUUCGUCAUUCGGGUUUUAGAUAUUGGAACUUAUUA
Messenger RNA from Ambispora leptoticha, 132 nucleotides. Lineage: Eukaryota; Fungi; Glomeromycota; Glomeromycetes; Archaeosporales; Ambisporaceae. The record is from the annotation of a GenBank genome assembly.